GAUUUACCAAGAGGGCUCCGAGGCCAGCGCUGCCGUAGUGGCCGGCGAAACCCACACCCACCACAAGCUAGAAGAAGGGAUCGACCCCAGCACCAUUGAAACGAACGAGGAAAUCGAGAUCGCCUAUCCCAUCACCUGCGGGGAGAGCAAAGCCAUCCUGCUCUGGAAGAAGUUUGUCUGUCCAGGAAUUAAUGUCAAGUGUGUAAAGUUCAAUGACCAACUGAUCAGCCCGAAGCAUUUUGUUCACCUGGCUGGGAAGUCUACCCUAAAGGACUGGAAGAGAGCCAUUCGCCUCGGAGGAAUCAUGCUGAGGAAGAUGAUGGACUCGGGGCAAAUUGACUUCUACCAGCACGAUAAAGUUUGCACCAACACCUGUCGAAGCACCAAGUUUGAUCUCCUGAUCAGCAGCGCCAGAGCACCGGUGCCGGGGCAGCAGAGCGUGGUGCAGACUCCUACGUCGGCCGACGGGAGCAUCACCCAGAUCGCGCUGUCGGAGGAGAGCAUGGAGGAGGGGAUCGAGUGGAACUCGGCUCUGACGGCUGCCGUCACCAUGGCCACUGAGGAAGGCGUGAAAAAGGACACGGAUGAGAUCUCAGAGGACACGCUGAUGUUCUGGAAAGGAAUAGCUGAUGUGGGGCUGAUGGAAGAGGUUGUGUGCAACAUCCAGAAGGAGAUAGAAGAAGUCCUAAGAGGUGUCCAGCAGAGGCUGGGCUCAUCCCCGUGCGCUUUCCUUGUAGAUGCUGCGGUCUUGAACAACGUUGCCCACACGUUUGGCCUCAUGGACACAGUCAAGAAGGUUCUGGACAACAGGAAAAACCAGACGGAGCAAGGAGAGGAACAGUUCCUUUACACGCUGGCAGACCUGGAGCGGCAGCUGGAAGAGCAGAAGAAACUUGCCAAGGACCAGAAGGCAAAGUCCCAAACCAUCCAGAACGUGGUGCUGAUGCCCGUCAGCGCUCCCAAACCCCCCAAGAGACCCCGCCUGCAGCGCCCAGCCUCCGCCACCGUCCUCAGCCCCUCCACCCCUAUCCAGCAGCCUCAGUUCACCGUCAUCUCGCCCAUCGCUAUCGCACCCGUCGGACAACAGUUUUCCGUGGGCAACAUCCCAGUGGCAACCAUUAGCCAAGGCUCCAGCCCGGUGACUGUUCAUACCUUGCCGUCUGACCUGGUGUCCAGGGAGUCCGGCCCCCCUUCCACCAUCCAAGCCGUGGAAGGCACCUCGGACGACGGGCAGACCAUCAUAGAGAUCGACCCGGCGCCAGAUCCCGAAGCAGACACGGAUGAGUCAGAGGGCAAAGCUGUGAUCCUGGAGACGGAGCUGAGGACUGAGGAGAAAGUGGUGGGAGAUGUGGAGGACCAUCAGCACCAGGUCCAUAAUGUGGAGAUUGUG
Tauraco erythrolophus (red-crested turaco) is the source of this 1390-nucleotide messenger RNA. NCBI's taxonomy places the organism in Eukaryota, Metazoa, Chordata, Aves, Musophagiformes, Musophagidae. The record is from RefSeq and is a predicted model, not a curated record.